Messenger RNA from Colletotrichum phormii, 2615 nucleotides. Its product is annotated as STE like transcription factor. The coding region runs from base 377 to 2512 and encodes 711 amino acids. Lineage: Eukaryota; Fungi; Ascomycota; Sordariomycetes; Glomerellales; Glomerellaceae. Gene Ontology annotation, molecular function: DNA-binding transcription factor activity. Gene Ontology annotation, biological process: regulation of DNA-templated transcription; sexual reproduction. The record is from RefSeq and is a predicted model, not a curated record. Gene Ontology annotation, cellular component: nucleus; Tec1p-Ste12p-Dig1p complex; Ste12p-Dig1p-Dig2p complex. The transcript is spliced from 4 exons.
AUCAGCACCUUGACGGUCUUGAUCUGCGUAGCCGAAAUCACCCACCAUUCGCUUGAGGUCGAGUUUGGGUCCUGUGGUCUACAGUUGUGCCAACACCAAAAAGUUAUUUCCUCCCGGGCUGGACUCGAUUUAAGUCUCAAAAAUCAAUCAAAAAGAAAACUAGCAACACUCCCAUUACCGGGCUCAUCCAACAAGGGCAGCGCCUUCAAUCAGCUUUGCAAUUCUUCGUCUCGCAAAACGAGCACACCAUUUCUUUGACUCUUCGUCACCUCCGCAAUUCUGCCGAGGCGAACAACCCGCGCGAUUUCGUUCUCGAUCCGGUCAGACGCGACCGACAUCCGUCGUCAACCCCCAUCAUCACAACAGAUCCGACAGCAUGUACUCACAACAUGCCGCUGCGGGCAUGGCCCCCCAAAAACCAGAGACUUUCAUGCUGAGCACCGAAGCCCAGCAAGCGUUGCCCCACGACGCUCAGGUCGCUCUUCAACAGGUUGAUAACCUGAAAUACUUCCUCAUCUCUGCUCCUGUCGAUUGGCAACCCGAUCAGUACAUUCGCAGAUUCCUCCUCCCCACGGGCGAGUACGUGUCCUGCGUUCUCUGGAACAACCUUUUCCACAUCUCCGGAACCGACAUCGUCAGAUGCCUCUCCUUCAGAUUCCAGGCUUUCGGCCGGCCAGUGAAGAACUCCAAGAAGUUCGAGGAGGGCAUCUUCUCCGACCUGAGAAACCUGAAGUCGGGGACCGAUGCGUCGCUUGAGGAGCCCAAGAGCCCCUUCCUCGACUUCCUCUACAAGAACAACUGCAUUCGUACGCAAAAGAAGCAGAAGGUCUUCUACUGGUACAGCGUACCCCACGACAGACUCUUCCUCGACGCCCUCGAGCGGGAUCUGAAGCGCGAGAAGAUGGGUCAGGAGGCCACCACCGUUGCCGUCAGCGAGCCUGCUCUGUCAUUCCAGUACGACUCGUCUCAGUCGCUCUACGAGCAGCUCACCAAGGCCCAGCAGGCCAACUCCUCAUCUUUCAACGCUCAGCAGGUCACCUUCUCUCAGUCCCAGUCCACCUCGCCAAUCAUGAGGCCCAUGGACAACAUGCCGCCCCCGCAGAUGAUUCCUCAAUCGGUUGCUCCUAUGCAGGAUGGUAUGGAAUCGAUGGUGCCGUACGGAGCGAUGGGCAUGCCCCAGCAGAUGCCUCCCCAGCAGAUGGUCAAGCGGGAACCCGAUUUCGCUCGCGUCCAGUACAACCAGAACGGUGUCCCCAUCACCCAGGGUCACCAGAGACACGCGUCGAUGCCCGCCUACGGCCUCGAGUACUCUCCCGCCCCGUCAUUCGUCUCUUCUCAGUACGAGGACUACAGCAACCGGGGUAUUUCCUUCGAGCCCAUCACCCCUCCCCAGCAGGCCUUGGGCAUGGCCGCCGAGCCCGCCUACAUCGCCAACGAGGAGACCGGCCUGUACACGGCCAUCCCCGAUCACAUGGGCGGCAACGUCAACGGCCUCAACGGCAUGAUCCAGCUCCCCCCCUCCAACCUCGCCGGCCCUCAGUUCUCGAGAGCUUACGGCUCCAACAACGUCUACUCUGUGAUUGAAGGAUCCCCGACCUACAAGCAGAGGAGGCGGCGUUCAUCCAUCCCGCCGUCAAUGUCAGCCAUUGCCGCUGCCACUGCCCAAGCGCAGGCACAGGCUGCCGCUCAGCAACAGCAGCACCAACAACACCAACAGCAGCACAGACCCUCGGAUCUCCGGCGGUCGGUCUCUGCAUCCGUCGGUCCUGUGGCUGAAGGCGACGAAUCUGCAGACAACUCCCCGCCCGGCCUUGCCUACAGCAGCUCCGCCAUGUCCAUGGUAAGCCAUCAGCACAAGGAGAUGCUGGACCUGUCCCGGCACGGCACUCCGCUGUCCACUGUCGAGGGCAGCCCCGCUCUCAACCCCAUGUCCCUCCAGCAGCAAGACUACUCCCACCUCCAACACGAUGACAUGUCCGGUGAUGGUUCUAUGAACGGUGCUCCCCGGGCUGGCAUGCAAGGCCCCAACGGCGUCGUUCGCAGAGCUCGCUCCGCGACUGUCAUGGAACUUGGUCCCUACCCCCAGAAGUCCCACUCCUGCCCUAUUCCCACGUGUGGUCGUCUCUUCAAGAGAUUAGAGCACCUCAAGAGACACGUGAGAACACAUACACAAGAAAGACCCUACAUCUGCCCUUAUUGUAGCAAGGCAUUCUCCAGAUCAGACAACCUAGCACAACACAAGCGUACUCAUGACCGUGGUGAGAACGGCGAGGCUGCUCUCAACUUCUCGGGCGAGGAGGAGGAAGAGUACUCUGGCGAGGACCAGCUCGGUUCCCUCGAGGAGGCAUCCCCCAACUCUGAGAACGCCUACGUUACCGCUUCGCUCAAUGGUGUUGCCAAUGGCUCGACACCGCCGACGUCGAACGGCAUGCAAUCGUUCAACAGCUUGCAGACGCUCAGCAUGCCGAUGACAAUCAGCCAACCGGCAGUGAACGCGAGCGCCAUCAUGUGAGAGACGACACCUCACGAGCUUCGGCUCUCGUUACGACUGGAGUUGCGUUUCCUUCGACACGGUGUUACUUAGAGGGCGGCAUGGCUAUGACAAAGGUUCGGAA